Molecule: messenger RNA, 1618 nt
Organism: Brassica napus (rape)
Lineage: Eukaryota; Viridiplantae; Streptophyta; Magnoliopsida; Brassicales; Brassicaceae
Product: (S)-coclaurine N-methyltransferase-like
Exons: 7
Coding region: 341-1408 (355 amino acids)
Source: RefSeq, a predicted model, not a curated record
CCACUAAUUCCAUUAUACAUUAACCAAAAGAUCAUGUGAUUUUAUCACGUUGUUUGUAGAUUAGUAUUUCAUUAAAUAAAUUGAUUUUAUGAGAAAUAUGUUACUCAAAACUUGUAAAAGCUUACUUAUAAAUUUAAUCCGUCAUUACGUAGUACACGUAAUUAACAAUGCCUGGUGGGUUGAAUUAAGAAAUGUGAAAGCUGUGCCUAUAUGUAUUUAUCCGAUUUUUUUUUUUGAACUUAAGUUAUCCGAUUUGUUGCUGCAUUAUAUAUUAUUAAGAUCGUAACAAUUAACGAGGAAAAGACUCAAGAGAGAGAGAGAGAGAGAGAGAGAGAGAGUCAUGGAGACGAUUGUUAAGGUAGCUUAUGACGCAUCCGUGAAGACAGUUUUGACGUUGUUGGAGAAGAAUCUGUUACCAGAUGUUGUCAUAAGGAGGCUGACGCGGCUGCUUCUCGCCGGUCGACUUCGUUCCGGUUACAAACCUACGGCGGAGCUGCAACUUUCCGAUCUCCUCCGUUUCGUCAACUCUAUAAAAGAGAUGCCUAUAGCUAUCAAUACCGAGAAGCCAAAGACUCAACACUAUGAAUUACCAACGGCUUUCUUCGAACUUGUUCUUGGAAGAAACAUGAAAUACAGCUCUUGUUACUUCUCAAACGAUUCAAGUAGCUUAGAAGAUGCAGAGGAAGCAAUGCUGGCUCUAUAUUGCCAAAGAGCUAAAGUUGAAGAUGGACAAAGUGUUCUUGACGUUGGAUGUGGCUGGGGGUCUUUGUCCUUGUACAUUGCCCGCAAGUACAGCAACUGCAAGAUAACAGGUCUAUGCAACUCAAAAACACAGAAAGCAUUCAUCGAUGAGAAAUGCCGGAAACGUGGGAUUCAAAAUAUUGAAAUAAUUGUUGGCGAUAUUAGCACUUUUGAGCAUGAAGGGACAUAUGACCGAGUACUCUCCAUCGAAAUGUUUGAGCAUAUGAAAAACUAUGGAGAGCUUCUGAAGAAAAUUGGAAGGUGGAUGAAGGAAGAUGCUCUUCUGUUUGUUCACCAUUUCUGCCAUAAGACUUUUGCUUACCACUUUGAGGAUGUGAAUGAUGAUGACUGGAUCACAAGACACUUCUUCAGUGGAGGAACAAUGCCAUCGGCUAAUCUUCUCCUCUACUUUCAAGAAGAUGUUGCGAUUGUGGAUCAUUGGCUACUGAAUGGGAAUCAUUAUGCAAAGACCAGUGAGGAGUGGCUGAAGAGAAUGGACAAGGAGAUAGUUGCAAUAAAGGAAAUAAUGGAAAUGACUUAUGGGAAAGAGGAGGCAGUGAAGUGGAUGGUUUACUGGAGAACCUUCUUCAUAGCGGUUGCUGAGCUUUUCGGAUACAGCAAUGGAGAAGAGUGGAUGGUUUCUCACUUCCUCUUCAAGAAGAAGUGAUUCUAUAUCUUUCUUCUCUUAAUAAUCAGUUCUUGAAUUCGUGAGUGCCAAAUAAAGAAUAAAGACAUUCUCCUUCAACUUUGAUUUCCUUCUAAGUAAUAGAUUCGUAUGCUUUCCUAUUUUUUUUUAAAAAGUUGCUCAACGGAACUGUUUCAAAGAGACAAAUGUAAUGGUGAAACAUAAAGUAUCAUCGAACUGGAUUCUUUUGAA